AUGGACUUAAAGUUCAGGUUACUCAGACACAGCUCAGAGCUUCACGUGGAUCCAGCAGCAGCUGUCUUUUACAUCUAUUGUCUAAAACCUUGUCCCACCGACGCUCUCCCCUUGAGCCGGUCUUCCCUGGUGCGUCCUGCUGCAGCCAUGGGCAACGCCAAGAGCGGUGUGGUGUCCAAAGAAAUCCUAGAGGACCUGAAACUCAACACCAAGUUCUCUGAGACGGAGAUCGUCCAGUGGUACGAGAACUUCAAAAAGCAGUGUCCGUCCGGCCGCAUCUCUCAGGAGGAGUUCCAGGCCAUCUACUCCAAGUUUUUCCAGGAGAGCGACGCCAAGAGCUACGCCCAGCACGUGUUCCGCUCCUUUGACACCAACGACGACGGGACUCUAGACUUUAAGGAGUACAUUAUCGCGCUGCACAUGACGUCCACCGGGAAAACCAACCGCAAGCUGGAGUGGGCCUUCUCUCUGUUCGACGUGGACAAGAACGGAUACAUCACCAAGAACGAAGUCAAGGAGAUCUGUGGGGCCAUUUUUAAGAUGAUUCCAAAGGAGGAGAUCAAUUCUUUGCCUCAAGAUGAAAACACAGCGGAAAAGAGAGCAGACAAACUGUGGAAGAUCUUUGACAAACCAAACGACGGGCGGGUGGCAGAGGGAGAGUUCAUUCAGGGAGUUCUGGACGACGAGACAGCUCUACGUUUGAUCCAGUACCAGCCGAUGAAGUAA
Molecule: messenger RNA, 726 nt
Organism: Knipowitschia caucasica
Lineage: Eukaryota; Metazoa; Chordata; Actinopteri; Gobiiformes; Gobiidae
Source: the annotation of a GenBank genome assembly